This is a messenger RNA of Zea mays, 1021 nucleotides long. RefSeq names its product glutamate synthase 1 [NADH], chloroplastic. The transcript has 4 exons. NCBI's taxonomy places the organism in Eukaryota, Viridiplantae, Streptophyta, Magnoliopsida, Poales, Poaceae. The record is from RefSeq and is a predicted model, not a curated record. Bases 19 to 684 code for a protein of 221 amino acids. Gene Ontology annotation, biological process: ammonia assimilation cycle. Gene Ontology annotation, molecular function: glutamate synthase (NADH) activity.
GAGGCUUGCUGUUCAGCCAUGUUGACGGCGCAAGGGAAAGCGUCGAGGUCGGCGCCGCUGGGCGCAGGUCGUUGGGCCCGACGUGGCCGCCCCGUGGCGGCGCCGUACCGUUCGGGCUGGCAAGCCUACGGUGGCGUUUCCCUCGAGGGCAGCGAAUUCCUUGGCGGCAUGCACCGCACCGAGGAGCGCGUCGUUCCGCGGGCGCCCCACGCGGCGGCACGCGAUGCCGAGGUGGUGAGGCCGCUCUCAAAGCUCCCGAACAGCAGCAUUGGGCUCUACGAUUCCUCGUUCGAGCGUGACGCGUGCGGCGUUGGGUUUGUCGCUGAGCUAUCUGGCGAUUACAAACGCGAGACUGUUAAUGAUGCUAUUGAGAUGCUUGAGAGAAUGGCUCACCGUGGUGCCUGCAGCUGCGAGAAGAAUACAGGAGAUGGUGCCGGCAUCAUGGUCGCUCUACCACAUGACUUCUUCAAAGAGGUCGCAAAGGAUGCUGGGUUUGAGCUACCCCCACCAGGCGAGUAUGAUGUUGGAAUGUUUUUUAUGCCAACAGAUGAAAAGCGUCGUGAGAAAGGCAAAGCUGAGUUUAAGAAGGUUGCAGAAUCACUGGGACAUGUAAUACUCGGGUGGCGUCUGGUUCCGACUGACAACUCAGCAGUGUUAUUAAAACUACGUUUAAACGAUGUUUAAACUACGUUUAAACGUCAAAACUCUAAUUAGAGGUUGAAAUCACGUUUUAGCGUUUUGGCGUUCUAAACUGUAAAACGCAGUGUUUUAUGCAUUUUAGACCAUUAGCUAUUUUUGGGCCCGGUCUAUUAGUUACUUUUGGGGUUCAAUCCAGCUCAUGGGUGAAGUUUUGGUAAGCCACUAACCUCUCUGUUUUGGUAUUUAACUUCAUAUUAUUGUCUGAAAUUAUGAUAUAUUGGUAUUUUUCCUAUGUUGUUUAAAACUACGUUUAAACAAAGUUUAAACGUUUAAAAGUCAAAAUUUCACCCAUGAGCGUUCCAACGUUUUAUCGUUUUAAUAA